This is a messenger RNA of Aphanomyces invadans, 204 nucleotides long. RefSeq lists its product as hypothetical. NCBI's taxonomy places the organism in Eukaryota, Oomycota, Saprolegniomycetes, Saprolegniales, Verrucalvaceae. The record is from RefSeq and is a predicted model, not a curated record. The transcript is spliced from 2 exons. Bases 1 to 204 code for a protein of 67 amino acids.
AUGUUGAAGCACUUGCAUCCGAAGACGCGCAUGUUGGCCAAGGACAGUGUUCGAUGGAAUGUUCUUAGCAUGGUGCUUCGAUAUUGCAACGUAGGGUCCACUUUUCGCUCUUGGAUCAGGAUCUUUUACACCAACACACUCAUCUACAUCUUGCUCAAUGAUAAACCGCUAGAUCCCUUUGAACUUGGGACUGGAUUGCACUAA